Molecule: messenger RNA, 330 nt
Organism: Penicillium chermesinum
Lineage: Eukaryota; Fungi; Ascomycota; Eurotiomycetes; Eurotiales; Aspergillaceae
Exons: 1
Coding region: 1-330 (109 amino acids)
Source: RefSeq, a predicted model, not a curated record
AUGAGCUUCACCCCCAAGAUAGCGAGGGCCAUCUCGCUCUCCGCUAUGCGACCCUUUCGAUCCUCCCUGAAGUCCUUCCCGGCGGCUCGAAUCGCCUGGCCAAUACCGACCCGCACGCAGCUCCGCCAUUUCCAUCCUACCCGCCCCUCGGAAAUGGGGGUUAUCAAUGGCAUGCUGGACGGCUCCUACGCCCUGAUCCAGGGCGUUCAUUCCGUCUCACAUCUACCAUGGGUCUUGUCAAUUCCGCUCACGGCCGUCCUCGUCCGAACGCUAGUCGGUUUCCCCUGCAGAUCUACACCCGGCGGCACGCUCGACGAGAGCAAGAUCUAG